Messenger RNA from Rotaria socialis, 1383 nucleotides. NCBI's taxonomy places the organism in Eukaryota, Metazoa, Rotifera, Eurotatoria, Philodinida, Philodinidae. The record is from the annotation of a GenBank genome assembly.
AUGAAUAUUUCAGACGAAUCUAAUACACAACAAUUAACUUUAAAAUAUCAUAAUGAGACCGGUGAUUGUUUAUGUAUAUAUGAUAGAAACAUAAAUAAUCCACAAAUUUACACCCGCAUACCACUGCGUUGGGACUUCUAUCAAUGGCAUGAUUUAGAUCUACGCUGUCUUCGUCUAUUUAUAAACCUAUUCUCUGAAGAAUCAGUUGAUGAAUCUUUAGAGAAUGUUUCGGUACCAUCGAUUGAUGCAGAUCCAAAUCAGGCAUCUUGUAUGUCUUCAGUACCAAUUGUAGCACAACCCAUUGAUUCUCUUCUCCUUAUAUUCAUCCGCUAUCUCCAAUUAAUCAAUCUUAUUCCAUGGUCAUCGCCAACAUCGAUUAGCGAUCAGCUCCAUGAAAUACCUACGAAACACGAAAUAGAUGGUCCAAUUCAAAUUACUUCUCCAACUAAAAGAUCUAAAAAGACACAUCCAAAGCAAUCUACUAAACCGGGUUUAUGUGGUUUAGCUAAUAUCGGUAAUACAUGUUUUAUGAAUAGUGCUAUUCAAUGUUUGAGCAAUAUACCUAAACUAACGGAAUGGGCUCAAAAGCAACAAUUAUCAAAUCAUAAAAAAGCCGUUACUCUAGCUUACACUUCAUUGAUUAAAUCAAUGUGGUCAGGUGAAAACUCAAGUGUCACUCCGCACGAAAUAAAAAAACGUGUUAGUCAACAUGCUCCAAUUUUUUCGGAUUAUGCUCAAAAAGAUUCUCAUGAAUUCAUGAAUUCUCUUCUCAAUGCAAUUCAUUCUGAAUUCGUAGAAGAUGAUUCGUCACACGCACAAUCGUCUAUUGUUACCGAUCUUUUUCGUAUUCAAACAGAAUCCAGAGUAAUCUGUUCACAUUGUAAUAUGCAUGAUUCAGUCGAAGAGACAACUUAUUGUCUACCGUUGCCGCUUGGAUGCGAAUCAACGGUAACUCUAGAAACGGUGUUAGAUGAAUUUUUAAAAGAGGAAUCACUUGAUGGAGAAUAUUAUUGCUCACAUUGUCAAGAACUUCGUUUAGCUAAACAGAAGACAAGUUUAUGUCAGCCACUGCCAUCAGUAAUCAUAGUUCAACUUAAACGAUUUACUUUUGACGAUACCGAUGAUAAAUUAAAUACGUUCGUAAAAUAUCCCAUUCAAAAUUGGAAAGUCGACGGUAGCAGUAAUUCAUUGUAUGAUCUUGCUGCCGUUUCUAUGCAUGUUGGAAAUUUAAAAGGAGGACAUUAUACAACGUUUGCUCGUUUGAACGGCUCAGGUCAAUGGUAUCAUUUCAAUGAUUCUAAUAUUCAACCUCUGAAUGAUACCAGUUGUCUUGUAAAUCGAAACGCUUAUGUUUUAGUGUAUUUAAGACAAGAUUACAUUUAA